AUGUUUAAAGAAUGGAAACGUGAUAUUGAAGCCCAACGAGAUGAAACAAGAAACUAUUUAAUUUUAGGCGAAGAUACUCUGGAAAUACGAGAUGAUGAAAUACGGAUUGAAAUCGUAGGUACUGAAAUUCCACCAAGCCCAAUUAAAACGAAAGUUGCAACAGUCCUACCUGUGACUGCAACCAAUGCGAUUUUAUUUCCCACAAAACAGGAUAUCGUCAAACAAUUUACGCUAAAUAUACAGCAAAAAUAUGCUUUUAUGAUUGUUACUAGUCACUUAGUUGGUGAACAUUAUGCUUAUACCGGUACUAUCGAUAAUCAGUUAUUGAUGUGUAUACCUGGCUGUGGUGGCACUGAAAAAUCUCAUUUGAUUCGUGCAAUUACGAAGUAUUUCCAAGUAACAAAACGUGGCAAGAUGUUGCGUAAACUGGCACCAACGUCUAUAGCACCAGCUGAAAUUGAUGGAUUAACUAUUCAUUCAUUUUUAGGUGCUCCAAUACUGGUUUUUCGGAAUACGCUACGCACUCAAAUUAAUAAUAGGGCUGUCUUAAACAAAACAAUGGAAAUGGGACUUACCCCAAUUGUAUGCAUUGCUCAAGAUUAUAUUCAAGGAAAAAUUGUGGAUGAUUUACAAUUACGUCAAGCGAUACUUGAACUACCAGAUAAUAAAACAGAACAUCUUCCGGGGUAUUUACCUCUCGUACCAGGAAUGCCAGUUUUACUCACAGAAAACGUCGCUAGUGAGCUAGGACUAUCCAAUGGUACACGUGGAAUCUUUCAUCAACUUGUAUACGAUGAAUCACCAGAAGAUGUUCGAUACCACAAUCAGAAUUUUCCACCAAAUACCAAGUUUAUAACGCAACCAAAGUACGCUUUAGUAGAAUUUCCUGGUUGCAAACUUGAUGAAAAACUUGCUCAACUAUCUUCCAAAAGAGUUCCUAUAGCUAUUAGUGAACAAACAUUUCUGUUUGACGCCAAAGAACUUCCUCCAGAAAAUGUAGCAAAAGUGGCCAAAAUAAACAAGAAAACAACAAAACUCACGGUCAAACGUAAAGCACUUCCGCUUAUACCCACAUAUAGCAUGACAACACAUAAAAGCCAAGGACAAACACUCGGUAAAAUUAUCGUUAGACUUGACGAUAUACUUAUUAUACGGCCAUUUGUAUUUGGAACACUUCAAGUCAAACCAUCAACGCCCCAAAUAGAAGAACUUAAAAGACUAGAUAGAAUAGCACAAAAUACUCGGAAACGUUUUCAAUUCAUCGCUUAA
Molecule: messenger RNA, 1269 nt
Organism: Rotaria sordida
Lineage: Eukaryota; Metazoa; Rotifera; Eurotatoria; Philodinida; Philodinidae
Source: the annotation of a GenBank genome assembly